Molecule: messenger RNA, 1509 nt
Organism: Talaromyces rugulosus
Lineage: Eukaryota; Fungi; Ascomycota; Eurotiomycetes; Eurotiales; Trichocomaceae
Exons: 2
Coding region: 1-1509 (502 amino acids)
Source: RefSeq, a predicted model, not a curated record
AUGUCUCCUGCUCGUGUCUUUGAGACGCCUGUGCCGGACAACAGAGACCCCCAGACGCUUUUGUCAGCUCUGGAUGCCCUGCUGGUCACCGCACACCAACUAAGCUUGAGGGAACAGGACUUGCGACGCAAGGUACUGUUUGCCCAUGACCAGUACCAGAAACUGGCCGACCGAGUAGAGGGAGGCUUCACCCCAGAGGAACAAAAAGUUCUAGAGGAGAUUCGUCCCGAUGAUCUCGAAAACUGGCCCAAGUUGGAUGCGUCGGUGAAACCAGUCGACGUCGUCGAGUAUCUGCGAGACGCUGGGAAUAUACAGCCGCAACUAUGUGAUGUCGUAGUGGCAGGACUCGACCAGUCCCGACAAGAAGCAGCGACGACCGUGAAUGGGUCGAGCUUUGGGGUCCGGUCGAAUCCUUGUUUAGUGGCCGAAAAGGCCCGAAGACCGUCUUUGUAUGAACGAGAUUUUACUACUACAAAUGGUGUGCGAGGCAGUCUGAGAUGCCCGUUUGCGAAACCCGUUGAUAAUAACAAAUCAGUCGAUGGCACUCACGACGAGCAAAGCAGCACGGCUAACAGGUGCGAAUUUGACCCUAUUAAAGCAGACCAGGCGCAGGAGCUUGUAUCCAGCGCUGGGGCCUCUGGUAGAUCCUCGGCAGCUCGCUGUCCGAUCAGGUACAUGGACGACCACUCGCCCGAGGAACUGGCGCAGUACUUUGAAAACCACAAACAUGAAAUUCCUAGAAGCCAUGCGAUCUGUGUAGGGCGGUUUCAAAAGAACGGAGCCACCAUGAGACAGAUAGAUGCCAAAUACGGCAGCUUGGUCAAUAUGAUCCAGGGUCUUGGGGUAAAACACAAGUCCCUCCUUCCAAUAUCAGAACAAAAUGGAAGCACCUCGAGUCCAGACGAGAGGGUGGAGAAGUGGGCAGAGGACGUCAGCUCCAAGUCACCGCAUCCAGCAAGCCUGAGCACGGUCGAGGAGGGCGUAGCAGAAGACUCGUCACCGCCUGCUGAUCGGGCUGGUCGGUUUGAACGUCCUCUGCGUGAGGUUCGUGUUGGAGAGUCUCCUAGUCGACCUUGGGGAAUUCCUGUCCCGGUUUCACACCAGACUCAGAGUGCUAUGAACAGCCCUGUGGCGCCUGUCGUCCCCAAAGAUGUCACAGACACGCCAAAGGUUACGGAAAGCGAUGGACUGCAGCCACAGGAUGCGUCGCCCACUCCGGCCCGGCCGCGGGGGAAAUGUCCUUUUGACCACAAAGCCUUGAUGCUGCAGCAACCAACGCCGAGUGCAAAAGAGGCACCUCCCACGAUCGAUGCCAGUGACUUGCCUGCUCCGCCGAGUAGCGCCAACGAGGGAAAUGGUAUUCCGCGGCCGGAGACGACGGGCGGGGGGGACAAGUCCUCGUCGGCCAAACCUUCACAGAUGAUCUUCAACGGCCCGGUGUUCUUCGGAUACUCUGCUGAGGACGCCGCAGCGCUAAUGCAGCAGCUUGCCCAGAGGCCGGCCGAGUAA